This is a messenger RNA of Acinonyx jubatus (cheetah), 8781 nucleotides long. RefSeq names its product transmembrane protein 150A (gene TMEM150A). The record is from RefSeq and is a predicted model, not a curated record. The coding region runs from base 530 to 1345 and encodes 271 amino acids. Gene Ontology annotation, biological process: protein localization to plasma membrane. The transcript has 11 exons. NCBI's taxonomy places the organism in Eukaryota, Metazoa, Chordata, Mammalia, Carnivora, Felidae.
GGGCCCCUGGGGAGGCUCGAGUCCCCGGCUCCCGGGGCGCUUUCCGUGCGCCCACGCGGGCGGGGGCCGAGCCGCGCUUCCUGCGCGAACCCACCUCUCCCCCGGGGCGCCGGCGGUCAGGUGGUUGCCUGCGCGUGGCUGCCGCUCCGCCGGGACCGGCACCCGCUCUCAGGCUCUCCUCGGCGCGGCCCCCUCGACUGCCCUAACCGCACCCUUCCCCCAGCCCGGUCCCGCAGGCGAGGGAGCGCGACUCCCUCCCCAGAUGUUACGGCCCCGCCUGAGGGCCUGGGCCCACCGGUGGCUUUCGGGUGGAACGCGGAGGCCCCCGGGGGAUGCCAGAAGGUGUCCACGUGUUGGCGUGGGCUCAGCCCAAAAUGUAGGCCCUCAGAGCCCCAGCAGAAGCUGUGAAUCAGGCCUGGGCCGCUGAUGGUUUUGGCGAAGUACCCUAAGGUAGCUGGGCCGGCCCCCUCUUUCCCACCUACCUCUUGCCCUUCCCCCCACAUCACCACCACCCUGGCUCCCCUCCCUCAUGACCGCCUGGAUCCUCCUUCCUGUCAGCUUGUCAGCAUUCUCUAUCACUGGCCUAUGGACUGUGUAUGCCAUGGCCGUGAUGAACCGCCACGCAUGCCCUGUGGAGAACUGGUCCUACAACGAGUCCUGCUCUCCUGACCCCGCUGAACAAGGGGGCCCCAAGACUUGCUGCACCCUGGAUGAUGUCCCCCUCAUCAGCAAGUGUGGCACAUAUCCCCCAGAGAGCUGCCUCUUCAGCCUCAUUGGCAACAUGGGUGCUUUCAUGGUGGCUCUGAUCUGCCUGCUGCGCUACGGGCAGCUCCUGGAGCAGAGUCGUCAUUCCUGGGUCAACACCACAACGCUCAUCACAGGCUGCACCAACGCUGCGGGCCUUGUGGUGGUCGGCAACUUCCAGGUGGAUCAUGCUAAGUCUCUGCACUACAUCGGAACUGGUGUGGCCUUCUCCGCCGGGCUGCUCUUUGUCUGCCUGCACUGUGCCCUCUGCUACCACGGGGCCACAGCCCCCCAGGACCUGGCUAUGGCCUACGUGCGGAUUGUGCUGGCAGCCAUCGCCUUUGUCACCCUGAUCCUCAGUGCGGUCUUCUUUAUGCACGAGAGCUCUCAGCUGCAGCAUGGGGCAGCCCUGUGCGAGUGGGUGUUUGUCAUUGACAUCCUCAUUUUCUACGGCACUUUCAGCUAUGAAUUCGGAGCAGUGUCAUCAGAGACGCUGGUGGCUGCGCUGCAGCCUGCCCCUGGCCGGGCCGCCAAGUCCUCUGGGAGCAGUCGCACCUCCACUCACCUCACCUGUGCCCCCGAAAGCAUCGCCAUGAUCUGAGGUCUGGGGAGGGUGGCCGGGCCAACCUCACCAGCUCCCACCUCAUAACUUUGCAUUUAUUUUGUACCAAAAAUGGUUUUGAGAAAGUGUUGUCGGGAUAUAGGCUUCCUUGCUGCUGGAGCAGUGGCCAUCCCACACCCACCCAUGCCAUGGAGGAACAGGCCCGGCAGGUGCCUAGGCUGCACACAACCUACUCCCUUACUCUGCACUGUUGUUUUUAUGUUCAAAGGUCACAUAUUCUUAUUUCACCCAGCCAGCCCUUCAGGUGCCUUCUACUCCCCAGUGCCGAAGCCAAACCACUGGGGUUUCCUGCUGCAGGAAUUGGGGGCUGGGAACAGCAAGAAGGAUAGAAUUUGGGGUGGAGGGAUAGGCACUCCUUAGACUGUGGGAAGGCCCACUUUGGGGCCCACUGAGCUGCACUGGGAUUCUUCACUCUGCCCUUUUCUUUCUUUCGGGCAAAUAACACAGCAGAACCAUGUGGGUAUUUUAGUACUUUUAUAUAUAUAUACAUAUAUCUAUCUAUCUAUCUAUCUAUAUAUAUAUAUAUAUAUAUAUUAAAAGAAUUCUAAUUUGCAUGUUUGUAGUCUGUUCUGAAGAGUCAAGAGAGAGACUAACCCAGGAUGGCUUUCCCUAGGCAAAGGAUGGGCAAAAUCCCCUGCCCCCAGAGAGUCCUGAGUGGCCACUGCUCUUUGAGAACAGGGCUGCCAAGAAUAAAGACUGCCAGGUGCUAUCCAAAUACCCCUCAAGGGCCUGAAACCCUUUCUAGGACUUUAAACAGUCUAAAGAACUGACCUGAUCCUUCUUCUACUCAAGAGUGUGGUUUGAAGUUUGCUUCCUCAGUAGGUAAUACUGGGGUGGGGCAGAGGUGGGGGCAGAGGGAAUCCACGGAGCAACUUCAAACUGAUAGGAACAGUUUUCACAAUGAAGCUAAAGAAAGCCUGUGGGAUUCCAAGAUUUACUAAAAAUUGCAGGGGAGAGAGAUGUAGGCUCUCUUUUUUUUCUUUACCAUCUGUAAGUAACUAUUGGAUGCCAGACCCUGACACAUUUUGCUUUCCAACAAUGAAUGCACAGGCCCAAGCCCUGGCUGAUCUAGUAGCCAGGUUUUUGACCUGGGCUCCACUUCUCUCAGGCCAGACUGAGCAGUGUGUACACUUAACAGGAAGGGACACACAGCCUGGUGCUUUCUGUGUUUCAGGACCACCUUCCCCAGUAGCAGUAGGGACCUCAUGGAGGGUACGGAACCCCUGCCCAGGCUUGUGAGCAAUGCAGUGCAGGGUGGGUAAAGAAAAUUUUAAUGAGGAUUUGAGGUGCAAGAGAAAGAUGUGGAAGACUGGUACUCAGCCCCAGGCACCUCAUGUGUACAUGGCUCCAUGGAGGUUCUCAAGUCGGUGCUUUUGCUGCUGCUUGCGAGCCUGAAGGAAAGAGAGCACAAUGGGCAUGAGCCAUAUGUGAAGGCCUGUGGGUGGAGCAAUGGGACAGCUAUCAUGGAGCUAUCACUGUUUUCAGGCUCCUAGCAUGUGCAUUGCCAAGGCUCUUGCCCCUCACCAGAGUCACCAGGAAGACGACAAGAGCCAAGGACCCUGAGGCCUACCCAGACCUGCUAAGGUAGGAAAUGAGAACAAAAGGACAGCGACUGGGGGGCCCCAUUACCACCCUCUCCACUUACCACCAGCCCCUACCUUAUCUCGUCUAUGUUCCUCGUAAGUGUCAUCAUCAGUGGGCAGCUCAUGGCGGCACAAGGGGCAGGAAUUUGUCUGAGGAAAGGAGGACAGUGUUCCAGCCCAAGUCUGGUAUUCAUAAGUUAAUAUUCAUCCCCUGCUCCCAAUACCCACCCCUACCCCUCUCCCUUUUCUGAUCCCCUAACAGUUCAUAAAAAGAACUUGAGAGGCUUGAGAACUGGGCCCAGGGCAAGUGAGGGCUGAGAAAAAGGAAGUAGUACCUUGCUUAGCCAGGGCAGAAUGCAGCUGGAAUGGAAGAGGUGAUGGCAAGGCAUCUCAAUGGCAGUCUCCUCCUCCUCAAAUUCCAAAAGACACACGGGGCACUUGAGCUCUUUAGGAGGGAGUGCUGAUCAGGAGAGCCGCUACAGGCCCUACCUCCCAGCUCCCACUCUUCAAGGACAUUCUUGCCCCAACCUGACCUGGAAAACUGAAGGGCCAGACCAGUCUAGCUUGGGAGGGAGUGGGUCUGACAAACCUGCCCUAAACAGUGGAAAGAAUUAGUGUUCUCACCGGCCUGAGAGCCCCUGAUGACUCUCCUAGGAAGGUUCUCAACGACAGCUUUGGCAGCAGGUGGAGGCAGAUGAUGUUCCCAAUCUACUACCAACCCCAAGUCUUCAAAGUCCAUCCUAUUGAAAAGUGACCUGGGAAGAACGGCGCAUGGUCAGAACCACAGAAAACCAUACUUUCUCUUUGCCAACAGCCCACUAGGCAUUAUAGCAAAUAAAUGCCCUGCAGCUAGUACCCUGCAGAAGUACUCACUAGAUAAAAAGCACAGUGGGAAGUGGUUUACAGCUGCUAUAAGACAACCCCAAGCAUGCAAGCAGUUUAGUCCCACUUUACACAUGAGGCAACAGGCUUAGAAGUUACUCAGGCUAUGUAGGAAUGACCUGGUAAAGCCAGAUUCCCAGUGGCAGCGCUGGCUGCCGUGCUUGGUGUUCCUAACUAAUGUACCUACUCACACCCACACGGCCCUUCCCUUACCCCCAUCACCCAUAUUCUCCCUCACCUGCUACAACCGGCUGCCUUCCCGCUCCCUACUCCCCCUACUCUCCAGUUACAGUCUUUCCCACAAUCUCUUUGCCCAGCCCGUCUAUGGAUGAUCCAAAUUAUUGAUCUCCCUCGAAUCUCGUCUCUGGACUAACUCUCCAGAUUACUCAUCCUUCCUCCUCAGAAUGGAGGCCCUAUAUAAUCAGCCUUCUCCAGCCAGCCCAAGCCCAGAAACCUGCUGCCUGCGCCCCCACCUCCCAGCAUCGCGUACCCACCUUGCGAGCUCCAGCAGCAUAUUGGUUCGGGCCUGCUGCUCGGAAUCCAACGGCUCGCAGUCGUGUUCAUCGAAAUACGACGCCAUCGCAGCGGUGCUGUCUCACACAGCCCUCGAACCCCGCUGGACUGCGGCCCCGUGGCUCUGGCCAAUAAAUUGCCGAGCUGAGAGAGGAAGACCAAUCAGAGCACCCGAAAGGCGGGAACAGAGACUCGUUUGCCGCACUGAAAGCGGAAGUAUUAAUUCUGCCGCCUCUCGUUGGCUCGAGUAAGUCAGGUGACCAAAGGCUAAAGCCAAUGGCAGGAUCUGGGGCUGGUCCGGAAACGUCUGUUUUGGACUCCUAACCUGGGGUAGGUACGUGGGAGUGUCGCGUAAUUCGCGUCCACAGAGCGGUGAAAAGGGAAGUGUCGAGGCUGUAGGGGGUCCUGAGUCCGCGCUGCGGUUCAGCAGGGUUAGGACGCACAGGUGUUAAAGGCCCUCCGAGAAAGGGAGGCGCUGGCCUAGGGGCUGAGGGUACUGCGAACCUGGAAUCACCGCGUUUCCCGCUGCUCUGUCCGGCCCCGCCAGGCUGCACACCAUCAUGGGGCUUGAACUCACACAACCAUGAGAUCAAGAGUCGCAUGCUCUACUGACUGAGCCAGCCAGCCGCCCCUCUACAGGUGAUUCCUACUGUGAGGCUAGGCUGAGGACUACUGCACUAAAUGAUUUGGAUGAUAGCUACCAUUUAUUUGGCAUCCAGAACCCUUACAUUGAUGGAUGUUUUACACUCAGUAUAAACAAUCCUCAUGAUUGUUCUGGGAGUUAAGUAUGUCCCUUUUUACAUAUGUAAAACCCAAGUCCCGGAAGUGGCUUGCCCAAAUUCACGUGGCCUCUAAGUGGUUUUGCUGACCAACUGCAGGGCCAAGUGUUUUUCUCCAUCUUUCUCAGGAAAAGAAGAUGGUAAUGAGCCCAGUAGAAGUAACAAGCCCUGUGAUGGGUAAAGCUCCACACAACUCUCAGGGGCCUUUGAUAACCUGCAUCGAGUAUUUCCAUCAAGCACUACAGGCUGCUGAGAAGGCUGUACAUCCUGACAGUAAUAACGGCCACCAUUCAAUGGACACAGAGCUAAGCACUGCCUGCUGUUUGUCCUCCGUAUCUUAUUUAAUCCUCACAACCCACUGAAGGCAUGCUGUUCUCCCAGUUUUAUAAGAAACUGAGGCUCAGAGGGGUUAAACCAUCUGUCCAAGGUCACAGAGGCAGUAACUAGACGAUCUGGGAUUUGAACCAAUACACUGUAAACUCCAAGAAUCACAUUCUUAACCACUGUGCUAAAGUGAAUGCAAGUACAGGGAGGUCAAAUACUUUAGCUGGCUAGUAAAGACUCCCCAGACCUUCUGAUGCUGCCAGUUCCACUGGUGCGCACACGAGGGAAGCCCAUGGUUCAAAACCCACAUUCACUGGACAGUGCAUACGAGAGGACCAUCCAGAAGAUGAAUGAAUUCAAGCUCUUACCCAUUCAGUUGUCAUCUUUCCCAUCAUUUUGUUCCUGCUCUAUCACCUAUACCUGCCACCAUGACUGGCACAGAAGAAAUGCCCAAGAAAUACUUGUUGAUUGAAUGAAUCAGAGGAGGACAAGGAAGAAAGACCAAGGAGGGAAGGGGGUGGAAGAAGGAAGGGAAAGCGCUGGGGGCAGAGAAAGGGGCAAGACUGAAAGAAACAGAGGGAUGGGGCUAGGAGACGGGUAGGGGAGAAAGGUCAAUGUACCCUCCCUGGGCUCUGAUUCACUAUUUGCCUCAGGUGAGCCUAUGAGAGUGCCAGAGUUUUCCAGUACCCCUCAGUAAAUUAUCCUGGCCUCAGCCUUCAUUUCAGGAGUUUCCUCUUCUCCCCAAGUGCUAGAGGCCAACUGGAAGCCCACCCCUAGCCCUGGCUGAUCCCUUGCCCUGCAUGCUAGGAAGUGGGCUCUGAGCUCUGUCCCAUUCUUGGAGCCUCCCUCAGUUUCCUGGCGUGGCCUUAGAGCUCAGUGCAACCUUCCUGCCCCACUUCCUCUUCCUGCCUCCAGUUCCCUAGAGAUGAGGCCAUCCAGGCAUCAUAACCCCCAGCCAGGCCACAUCCAUCACACCUCUGCCAGCUUCUCCAGGGCAGAAUCUUAAAGCACCGAGCCUGCUUCCUGCCCAGCCCAUCUUCCCAGGAGUCCAGGGGACAGAGGAAGCAACUGGCACCACCUGUUCCUGACACCUUUGCCUCAUAGCUGGCAAGUGGGGACACAGGCCAGAGUCUGCAGCAGGAGUGGGGGAUGACUCACCUCCAGAAUGUGUCCCUAGGCAGAGGUUAGGAGUCAGGCCUGUGCCACACUCUGGUAACUUCAGUGGAACUUUCAUGGUAAACAUCUCCCUUGAUCUUUCCCCAGGGGAAGGAGUGUGCCCUCCAACACCCUGCCAUGGGGCUGGCAGAGCCUCUGGCAGCCCAUCUGCUCAGGUUUCCAACUCCCAGGCCACACUUGGCUCUUCACAGCUCCAGGAAAGGCUGAAGAGGUCAUCACAUUACCUACCACUUCUCAGGAGAAGGUUCUGAGUGCCAGGCAGGGCUCUGCCAUUGGAUCUCCCUUAACCUCACAAGGACCGGCAAGGCGGGUAUUGCUGACCCCACUUCACAGAUGCGGAAAAGGAGGCUCAGGAAGGUUAAGUGACUUGCCCGGGCUCACAGAGCCAGCUGCCCGCGCGCCCCGAGUGGAGGCUCUGGCCCCCAUCCUGCUCCUGGCGGUGGCCACCUCACCGGGGGACCGGCGCGGAUCCCGGAGGUCGCCUCCCACCUCGGACUUCAGACUCCGGCCUCCCACCCACACGUCGCCCAUUGCCUCCCUGCGCGGUCGGCUCCGCCCCGCCCGGGGCCCUCACCAUCGCUGCUGCCGCCGCUGGGCCGGCUCCCGCUCCUCUGUCGCCGAGCGGCCGCGGUGCCACACACCCGGGAGGAAGCGGAGGGGCGGGGCCGCGGCCGCGGGGGCGGGGGGCGCGCCUGCCCCGAGCCCGCACCCGGGCCAACGAAAAGCGAAAGCUGCAGGCGUCCGGCCCAGCUUCGCCUGGCUCCCCAGCCCCCGGAACCGGGCGCCUGCGCCUGAGCAGCCCGGGGCUCGUUCUGCGCUCGGCACCCCCACACGUCGGGGGGCCCAGUGAAAUGGGCUCUGGAGACAGGCAUCGCCCGCAACAAGCAACCGUCCCAGUGCCACAGCGAUGGCGCUGUGCUAGAGACGACGCGGACCGCCAGCCAGGCGGGGUCUCUGCCACCUCGGUGAAUGCAUGCCACCGGUACCCAAAAACCGACUCCGCAAGAAAGUUUUGGAACGAAAGAAAGUUUAUUCACAAUCAACAUUGUGAAUGCACUACCUACCACUGAAUUGUCUACUUUGAAACGGCACCGCUGUGUGUUACAAUUGUACAUACACGUAUACACUGUAUGUUGUGUGAAUGGCGCCUCGCUUAAAAAAGAAAACGGACCCCCAUGAAGAAGGUGCUAGUUCUGGCUUUUCCGUAUUUCCCUCUUCACCACAAGGGCAGCUGCAGUCCUGCCCUCAUAUGACCCUGCUCCUCCAUCGGAAGAUGGGCGAGGCCACCCCUCCAGAGCCUUCCUGACUCUACCCGUUCUCGCCCUCUCCUCUCACUGCUGCAAACAAGUCACAGCCACCUGUUCUCCACCCCACCCCCUGCCACCCCCAACACAACUGUGGCUGCUCUUGAGGAAGGAGGUUGAGGGCUUCCCUCCUUGGGUUGAGCCCCUGUGAGCACAGCCCUCAUCCCCACCCUGGGCACUCUGGGUCCCAGGGAAGAGGUUUCACCCCAGUUCUGUGGACCUUGAGUCCAGGAGUGGCCUGAGGAGAGAGGAUGGCUGUAGUCUGACCUAGGAGGACAAAGACAGCCCAGAGGGCUUUUUUUUUUUUUUUUCUUUUUCCUCCCUGGCUUUCAGAGUAUGAUUUCAGGACUUGCCAGUAGGAGUCCCAGAUUCUGUCUCCCAAACCUGUCCCUUCUACACCCCCUCCCCAAAACAGGGUUUUUUUUGUUUUUGUUUGUUUUUUUUUUAAUACUGGAAAGCUCAGGGGAGAAAUAGGGACAGAGAUGACAAGAACCCUUUCCCCAAACCAAGAGAGAGGAAAGAGUGGCAAUGAGGUGGAACCUGGUGGGGAGGAGGGAAGCCCAAAGACAAAGAGGCCCAUUGUACAUGGAGGGGAAGGAGGGCCAUAGGCCCUGUCCUAUGACACUGACUGGGCCCAACCACGAGACAUGGGGAGAGAUGCUUGCCCCCUCAGCUGAGACCCAGAGGCCCUGCUAAGUCCCAAAGGGGCAGGGGCAGACAAAAGACAAAUAGAACUUUGUAGAACCAGGGGCACCCAGCUGGCUCAGUCGGAAGAGCAUGAGACUCUUGAUCUCGGGGUUGUGAGGAUAAGCCCCAUGAUGGGUUGUAGAGAUUACUUAAAAAAAAAAAAAGAA